AUGCGGUUCCUGACGAGCCCUUCGCCAGUUACCAGGAACUCGUCGGGUUGCACAAACCUGUUCUGCAAGGUGGCCAGAUGGAUCCUCUCCUUCAUCUUCUGCCUCAAUGGGACGAAGACUAUCGGGUUCUACUCCGGCUACAACGACACGGGCGAGGCCUUUUUGUUCUGUUCAGGCGACACCACCACUUGCCUGGCCUCCAACUCCUCCUGGACCUACUUUGGUGGCGUUCUGACGAUGGAGGUCUCCAGCAAGGCCUGCCCUUUGCCUUCCUCGGCUUCGAGCCUUCGGUGGGGAAGCAGUUUCGUGGCCCUGGCCUGGGCCUGGCUGACUGGCCCUUCCGCCUGA
This is a messenger RNA of Acanthamoeba castellanii str. Neff, 348 nucleotides long. RefSeq lists its product as uncharacterized. Lineage: Eukaryota; Discosea; Longamoebia; Acanthamoebidae. The transcript is spliced from 2 exons. The record is from RefSeq and is a predicted model, not a curated record. The coding region runs from base 1 to 348 and encodes 115 amino acids.